UAUCCUAAGAAAAUGUAUAGAGAAGGGAAUGCGAACUUUUACAAUAAUCCAAUGAAGUCAGGCAAAGAUAACUUUGAUUUAACUUGUUAUAUCAAAGUGGGUUUUUCCAUGUACCUAAUAGUUACUUUAUGGAUAAUUGGAUUCCUAACAACUGGAGAGAGCUGAGGAGACUCUAUUCCUGAGUUCAUCUCCGAAUAUCUGUGGGUAAAAGGAGCUCAUUUGAUCCCAUUUACCUUAUUCAUUAUGCUGCUAACUAAUUUGGACAUUCUUACUGCCUGGCAAGGAAAGUUCACUAACCUUAUUUUUGCUAUUUACAUGAUGACAUGGAUCUGAAAAGCACUGAAAUUGUUCCUCUUCACUUCAGAAUCAGGAAUUGAGAACAACUGCUACGAAGUGGAUUGGUGGAUAUGGAUCUCCCACGUCAUGCUCUUACUAGAAGCUGCUGUAUAUGUGUAUUCUUUGAAGUAAUGGGAAAUAAAAAUGGUGACCUUCAAAA
Messenger RNA from Moneuplotes crassus, 496 nucleotides. NCBI's taxonomy places the organism in Eukaryota, Ciliophora, Spirotrichea, Euplotida, Euplotidae. The record is from the annotation of a GenBank genome assembly.